Ictalurus punctatus (channel catfish) is the source of this 2575-nucleotide messenger RNA. RefSeq names its product calcium-binding mitochondrial carrier protein SCaMC-1. Gene Ontology annotation, cellular component: mitochondrial inner membrane. The record is from RefSeq and is a predicted model, not a curated record. NCBI's taxonomy places the organism in Eukaryota, Metazoa, Chordata, Actinopteri, Siluriformes, Ictaluridae. Gene Ontology annotation, biological process: transmembrane transport. The coding region runs from base 247 to 1677 and encodes 476 amino acids. Gene Ontology annotation, molecular function: calcium ion binding; ATP transmembrane transporter activity. The transcript is spliced from 10 exons.
CCCAUCACUACUCUAUAUUGGUAUGCAUGAAGUGGGCGUGGUUAACUCGUCGCCCCGCCCAUACGCAUAGUGGUCCCACUCUGCCUUCGUAUUUACGUCCCUGGCGUCAAAUGGUUGUAUUGCUAACCGUUUUAUUGCUCGUUGUAUUUUAGAAACGGCGCUGUGCUCAUUACUUUUGUAAAUACAUGUCCAUACCCUCGUUAAACCUGACCAGGCUUUGCAGAAACUGUCGAGCAGACAGCAGGGAUGCUUGCGCUUCUGCGAGGAUGUGUCAUGAAGGACUGCCGGUGCUGGGAUGCGGCCAGCAGCAAAAACUACGAGGAGCUGUUUGAAAAACUAGACGCCAAUAAUGAUGGGAAAGUUGACGUGGCGGAGCUUCGGGCAGGUCUCAUAGCGAUGGGGAUAGCCUUACGUACUGGAGAAGCUCAGAAAAUAGUGGCCACCGGUGACAAGAACAGGGACGGUGUGCUUGACUUCCCAGAGUUUGCCAGAUAUCUCAAAGAGCACGAGAAGAAACUGUGGCUCACGUUCAAGAGCUUGGACAAGAAUAAUGAUGGUCGACUGGAUGCCUGUGAAAUCAAACAGUCUCUGGCUGAACUGGGAAUGGAUAUAUCCACAGAGGCAGCACUGAAAAUCCUACAGAGCAUUGACAUUGACGGCACCAUGACCGUGGACUGGAACGAGUGGAAGGAGCACUUCAUGUUCAAGCCUACAACUGACCUGGAAGAAAUAAUUAGAUACUGGAAACACUCCUCGCAGCUGGACAUUGGUGAUAAUCAUGUCAAUUCCUAUGAGUUCACCAAUGAGGAGAAGAUCUCCGGUGUUUGGUGGAGACAGCUAGUUGCCGGGGCAACAGCAGGGGCAGUUUCUCGAACAGGCACUGCACCUUUGGAUAGAAUAAAGGUUUUUAUGCAGGUUCAUGCAUCCAUGUCAAACCAGAUCAGUCUGGUGGGAGGGUUCAAACGGAUGCUUAAUGAAGGAGGAGUGGCAUCUCUAUGGAGGGGAAAUGGCCUCAAUGUGUUAAAAAUGGCCCCUGAGACCGCUAUCAAAUUCAUGGCCUAUGAACAGUAUAAGAAGUAUCUGUCAUCCGAUGGUGAUAAAAUAGAGACGGCACAGAGAUUUAUGGCUGGUUCUUUAGCUGGUGCCACAGCACAGACUUCCAUUUACCCUAUGGAGGUAGUGAAGACUAGAUUGACCCUGAGGAGUACCGGACAGUAUUCCGGGAUGAUCGACUGUGCCAGGUCAAUUCUGAAAAGAGAGGGCAUCAAGGCUUUCUAUAAAGGUUAUGUCCCCAACAUGCUGGGCAUCAUCCCUUACGCUGGCAUCGACCUCGCUGUUUAUGAGAGCCUAAAGAAUGCCUGGCUUGCACAUUAUGCCAGAGACACAGCCAACCCCGGUGUUCUGAUCCUGCUUGGCUGUGGUACUGUCUCCAGCACAUGUGGGCAGCUGGCCAGCUACCCUCUGGCCCUGGUACGCACUCGUAUGCAGGCACAAGCGUCACUCGAAAACUCGGAGCAGCCCUCUAUGCGGUCACUGAUUAAGAGCAUUGUGGCGAAGGAAGGAUUUUUCGGUCUCUAUCGGGGGAUCCUACCCAACUUCAUGAAGGUCAUUCCAGCCGUCAGCAUCAGCUAUGUAGUGUACGAGUACACAAAAUCAUCGCUGGGUAUCUCAAAGUGAAUGUCACUGGGCCGUGUUCCCAAAUCGCAGCAUAGGAGUGCUGUUCCUGGAUCCAUUUAUCUUCUUAGACACAGGAAAAAUGUAUUAGUCAUGUGGAGCAGCCACAAUCUGGUCCCAGCUCAGCAUUCCUGUGUUAAAAAGCUUCUUGAGUCCAGGCUGAUGUUGUCGUUUUACAGUACUUUCCUUCAUGAAUGUAUCGUCUGGACUAAACACCACUGAAUUAGACUUUUCAAAGCCACAGUAGUGCAUCGGUAGUGUCUUACAUACAAGGAUGAAGCAGUGGGAUGGACUCAUUUACUGUAGAUUUAACUCCAUGAUUUAGUUAUAUGGGUAUUUGUCGUUUGUUUAUUUAAAUUUGUAGCAAUAGGAAAGGCCGGUCACUGCACUGAAUAAUAUGGCGAAUAAGAUUGGCCUUAUGACAUGCUACGACCUCUUUAUUGUGUGUCUAGGCACGUGAGUGCCUGAUGUCUGUGAACAUUGGUUUUAUUUCUAUUACAUUAUUUUUUAUAUUUUAUUACACAUUUAUACAAUGUAGACCCCAAAAUACCACCACAUAACCCACCAGAUAACGCCAGUGCACCACUGAGAAAGGUACUAAAAUGGGUAGUUAAUCCAAAUUAUAAAUAAUGAAAAAUCUGUUCCAAAAUCUGUGCCCUUAUUGACUUGCCCUCCCAAACUCCAAAUGGGAGGAAUUUCCAUCGCCAUCGUAAGGGCCUUGUUGGCCUUUUUACAGUCUGAGGGAUUGAGUUAACCAGAAUUUGUCCAGAUGGCAUCGCAGUCUGUGGUUUCAAAACAGCAUAAAUUGUGGAUAAAGCUGUUUAUAAAUGUAAACAGAACCAAUAAAAUACAGGAUAUUUAAAAAAAAAACAACUAUUGAAAUCACCAAAGAACUUGCUUU